Messenger RNA from Drosophila subobscura, 804 nucleotides. RefSeq lists its product as uncharacterized. Gene Ontology annotation, biological process: regulation of signal transduction. The coding region runs from base 37 to 705 and encodes 222 amino acids. NCBI's taxonomy places the organism in Eukaryota, Metazoa, Arthropoda, Insecta, Diptera, Drosophilidae. The transcript has a single exon. Gene Ontology annotation, molecular function: protein phosphatase inhibitor activity. The record is from RefSeq and is a predicted model, not a curated record.
UUGAAAAAUAAGAAAAAAACGAUCCAAUCGCUUACCAUGAAGGCGCCGAAGCUUCGAGGCAUCCUGAAGAACAACAGCGUUCUAAACCUUCGACCCGUAAAGUCAGCCUCAUUUGACGAGAUAAGUCUGAUGCAUACAACGCAGCGUCCGGAAGUUCAAGUCGCAAACCCUCCGAAGCCGGUUGGCACCUCUUUCAAUAUAUCCGUGGCUAGUUUGACGCAAGAGCUGAAGAAGGUAUCGGAUCGCAAUCAAUAUGAUUUCAACAUAGACACCGAUGAGGAUUCGUCUGAUGACGAGCAUAUAUUGUCGGAGACACUCCAGGAGCGGGUGCAGCGUCUGGAGUUUGAGCGUCGCCGCUCCAUGCACUACACUGAGUUUCAAUCGGUGCAGCUGGCACGUCGCCUCAUAGCAGAGGAGUUCUCCACCUCAACGGAGUCCAUCGAGAGCGAACAUUUCUCCGAUUUGCUGGUCUCGAGCUGCGAGGCCGAGGAGUGUCUACCCGCUGAAAGCAACUCUGAGGUGCAAAAGAGUAUUGAACAAAUUCUAGCUGAGAAACUGCACUCCGAAACAUCUAUGGACCUGGAUAUAGGGCCAGACGUCGAUGUAGAGCCAAGACUCACGCCCUCUCAUCCUUGCUAUCACCAGCUGGCAGCCAAAAACCCAUCACUUCUGGAGCAAGCGCAGCCCAAUGUUGAUCCAAUUUAAAGUGGAAUCGAAUGUCACACUCGUUCCGAGGAGUUUCUUUGACCAUUUGCUGUUCUUUUAUCUUUAAUUCAUCUUUAAUUUCUGUCAUUUUCCGCGGCU